Erpetoichthys calabaricus (reedfish) is the source of this 1277-nucleotide messenger RNA. RefSeq names its product olfactory receptor class A-like protein 1. The record is from RefSeq and is a predicted model, not a curated record. Gene Ontology annotation, cellular component: membrane. Gene Ontology annotation, molecular function: pheromone receptor activity. The coding region runs from base 13 to 969 and encodes 318 amino acids. Lineage: Eukaryota; Metazoa; Chordata; Cladistia; Polypteriformes; Polypteridae. Gene Ontology annotation, biological process: G protein-coupled receptor signaling pathway. The transcript has a single exon.
UACAGAAUCACAAUGGACACCAGAUCGAUCAUAAAAGCUUCAGCAUUCCUCAUCUUGACGCUGAUCAGCACUCCAUCCAACCUUGCCAUCUGCUGUGCUUUCCUGGACAUGCUGCUAACUGAUGGCAAACUCAUGGCCACCGAUAUCAUCCUUUUCCACCUAGCCUUAUCCAACCUGAUGGUGGCACUAUCCCGCAGUGUCCCUCAGACACUGACUGCAUUUGGGUGCACCAAUUUAUUUGAUGAUUUGGGCUGUAAAGUUAUCGUCUUCUGCUUUCGCCUUUAUCGUGGCCUUUCCAUAAGCCUCACCUGUCUGCUGAGUGUAUACCAAGCUGUCAUCAUCUCUCCUGCCAUCACAAAGCUAGCAAUGCUGAAAAAUGGACUGUCAAGGAGUCUGGUACCCUUAAUCAUAUUUCUCUAUGUCUUUUGUGGUAGUACUAACGUGUACCCAAUUCUGUAUGCUGUGUCUAAACUGAUAAACAACACUGUGCCACCUUAUACAUUCAACCUGGAAUUCUGCUUUAUUCCAUACCCUGAUGGAGCCUCCUAUGUUUCGGCCGGACUCAUUAAUUUCUUUAGAGAUUUUUUGUUCAUCUUACUGAUGGCCAUCAUGAGUGUUUAUAUUCUGAUACUUCUCUACCAACAUGGCAAAAAAGUCAAAAGCAUUAGGAGCUCCGAUCGGGGUCAUUCAGAAGCAAGACCAGAAACCAAGGCAUCCCGAGCCGUGGUCACCUUGGUCAUCCUCUAUGUCAUCUUCUUUGGAGUUGACAAUGUUAUCUGGUUGUACUCACUCUCUGUCUUUAGAGUGGCAACACUUAUUAAUGACAUCCGGGUGUUCUUUGCCACCCUUUACACUUCGGUGUGCCCAGUUGUUGUCAUUGCCACCAAUCCAAAGGUCAAAGCAAAGCUGAAGGAGUUCAGCUUGAAGAGACUCCCUAAUUCAGUAAAGACCAUUAAUCCUACUGUAUAAGGGCAAGGCUCAGAACAUGAAUCAAUAAAUGAAAUGCAUAACAUACUAUAUCUUUAUCCUGUGGCUGUUACACACUCUAAAACCUGAUAAAAAGAUAUGAAAAUGGCAUGGAGCAAUGACUUUAUAGCAGCUCUGUAGAGAGAGCACAUCAUAAUAGAAAUGGACAGUAGACUGAGUGCUAGUCAAUGCAGAUCUGGCUUGAUGGAUUGAAUGGUCUUCCCUCGCUUAUCAAACUUUUUAUGUUAUUAUGAUAGCCCAAGUUGCAUGGGCAAAAGUCCAAUUUUUGCAACAGUUAGAUCAACUGCAAA